AUGAAGGACGCACAAACAUCACUGCUCGAGCAAGAUGCGGAGCAGACUCCGCGGCUGCCACAAGACAUUUUUCCCAGUUAUUUCAGAUACGAACUGUUCCAGCGGAAAGGAGCUUACUAUGCCCUGGCUGCGGAGAUAGCCGGAGUCGGACUGGUGAUCUUUAUGUUAUUGCUGGGGGCUAACAAAGUUGCCUGUGGUGUGCUGGGCUUCCUGCUUGCCUUUGUUGGUCUUCCCGUGACAGUUUGCCUUUUCGUUGGGAGCACCUUGUUGACGGAUAACCAUAAGCUUUUGAUGCUGAAGAUGCUGGUCGCGGAGGAUCCCGGCAUGGACUCUGAGAAAUGGAACACGAUCGCCGCGAAAUUGAACCGGGCCUUCCACGCUCUGGACCCGUCCAUAUCACCCUAUUUCUUCUACAAUGGAGGCGCUUGUUUGUCGUUUUUUAGAGCGAAUAUGCUGCGGAUAUACAGCUACACACGAUCCAUAGACGACAACGGCACGCCCGGCGUCGUGCCCCUUGCUCUACGACAACCAUCCCCAGCAUUGCCAAGAACUCCAACGAUAAUGGACAAUUUGGAGCUUGGUCCCUGGGUGACCGCCGCCGUACAAAAGUACCUGGCUCAUAUCGACGCCAGUAUUCAAGAAUUAACAGGUAACGGGAGCGCAGAAGCGCCAUUCGACGCAUCGCCUGAAUACACAGAAACUUAA
Molecule: messenger RNA, 705 nt
Organism: Lachancea sp. 'fantastica'
Lineage: Eukaryota; Fungi; Ascomycota; Saccharomycetes; Saccharomycetales; Saccharomycetaceae
Source: the annotation of a GenBank genome assembly